AGCUAGUCCUCUCGCUGCUGGAGAAGAUGCAGACCCAGGAGAUCCUGAGGAUCCUGCGGCUGCCCGAGCUGGGCGACUUGGGCCAGUUUUUCCGCAGCCUGUCGGCCACCACCCUCGUGAGCGUGGGCGCGCUGGCCGCCUUGCUCGCCUACUGGUUCACGCACCGGCCGAAGGCCCUGCAGCCGCCCUGCGACCUCCUGAUGCAGUCGGAGGAGCUGGAGGACGGCCACGGGGCCCGGCGGUCUGUGAUCGCCAGCAGCCCCCAGCUGCUCACCCACUACUACGACGACGCUCAGACCAUGUACCAGGUGUUCCGCCGCGGGCUCAGCAUCUCGGGGAACGGGCCCUGUCUUGGCUUCAGGAAGCCCAAGCAGCCGUACCAGUGGCUGUCCUACCAGGAGGUGGCUGACAGGGCCGAGUUCCUGGGGUCCGGGCUCCUCCAGCACAACUGCAGAGCCUGCACAGACCAGUUCAUCGGCGUUUUCGCACAGAACCGGCCAGAGUGGAUCAUCGCGGAGCUGGCCUGCUACACGUACUCCAUGGUGGUGGUCCCGCUCUACGACACGCUGGGCCCGGGCGCCAUCCGCUACAUCAUCAACACCGCGGACAUCAGCACCGUGGUCGUGGACAGGCCGCAGAAGGCCGCGCUGCUGCUGGAGCACGUGGAGAGGAAGGAGACACCCGGCCUCAAGCUGAUCGUGCUCAUGGAGCCCUUCGAGGAGGCCCUGAGGGAGCGAGGGCGGCAGUGCGGGGUGGCCCUCAAGUCCAUGCAGGCCGUGGAGGACUGUGGCCAGGAGCAUCGCCGUGUGCCCGUGCCCCCGCAGCCAGAAGACCUCUCCAUCGUGUGCUUCACGAGCGGCACGACAGGGAACCCCAAAGGUGCGAUGCUCACCCACGGGAACGUGGUGGCUGAUUUCUCAGGCUUUCUGAAAGUGACAGAGAAAGUGAUCUUUCCGAGACAGGACGAUGUGCUCAUCUCCUUCCUGCCUCUGGCUCACAUGUUUGAGAGAGUGAUCCAGUCUGUCGUCUACUGCCACGGGGGCCGCGUGGGCUUCUUCCAGGGCGACAUCCGCCUCCUGUCGGAAGACAUGCAGGCCCUGUGCCCCACCAUCUUCCCGGUGGUCCCGCGGCUGCUGAACCGGAUGUACGACAAGAUCUUCAGCCAGGCGAACACGCCGGUGAAGCGCUGGCUGCUGGAGUUCGCGGCCAAGCGCAAGCAGGCCGAGGUCCGCAGCGGGAUCAUCAGGAACGACAGCAUCUGGGAUGAGCUCUUCUUCAACAAGAUCCAGGCCAGCCUCGGGGGGUGUGUGCGCAUGAUCGUCACUGGAGCUGCCCCCGCGUCCCCCACGGUGCUGGGCUUCCUCCGGGCGGCUCUGGGCUGCCAGGUCUACGAGGGUUACGGGCAAACUGAGUGCACGGCUGGAUGUACCUUCACCACGCCCGGGGACUGGACCUCAGGGCACGUGGGGCGCCGCUGCUUGCAACACAUCAAGCGUGGACGUCGAGGAACUGAACUACUGGGCCUCCGAAGGAAGGGAGAGGCUGAGAGACACCAUGGCUGUGUCCCACAAGAUAUGUGUGAGAGGACCAAACGUGUUCAAGGCUACUUGAAAGACGAGGACAGGACCAAGGAGGCCCUGGACAGUGACGGCUGGCUUCACACGGGGACAUCGAAGUGGCUGCCGACAGGAACUCUUAAAAUUAUCGAUCGGAAAAAGCACAUAUUUAAACUUGCUCAGGGAGAGUAUGUCGCGCCCGAGAAGAUUGAGAACAUCUACAUCCGGAGCCAGCCCGUGGCGCAGGUCUAUGUCCAUGGGGACAGCCUAAAGGCCUUUCUGGUGGGCAUUGUCGUGCCUGACCCUGAAGUCAUGCCCUCCUGGGCACAGAAGAAAGGAAUCGAAGGGACAUAUGGCGAGCUCUGCACAAAUCAGGAUCUGAAGAAAGCCAUUCUGGAGGACAUGGUGAGGUUAGGAAAAGAAAGUGGACUCCAUUCUUUCGAACAGGUUAAAGCCAUUCACAUCCAUUCUGACAUGUUCUCAGUCCAAAACGGCUUGCUGACGCCAACGCUAAAGGCUAAGAGACCUGAGCUCAGACAGUACUUCAAAAAACAGAUAGAAGAGCUUUACUCAACCUCCAUGUGAAGUUCAAGGAAAGUGUAACGGACUGUGUAGCAAUAUCAUAGUAAUGAGUCACAAUGACACAGCUGAAAAUGAAUGAGUACCUGAUUUGACGACUGAGCCUUUUCCUGUUCCAAGAAGUCUUUAACAAUAUUUUCUCUAUCAUCACCAAGUACACUUUAUUUUUAUUAAAAUGAUAUUGUAGCGCGCUGCUAAAAAUAUCACAAAUGGCAAUGUAAAAAUCAAGAUAUUUUCUCAAGAACUGUGUACCACUAAAAGUAAUAUAUUCUCAAUGUUCACAGAACUCCUAUUAAACAUAAAGGAAAAACAUAACUGAUAUACUGUACUUAAUAAUUUGUGGAAUAGUAACCAGAUACAGCAAAUAUCUAGGCAAUGUGGACUACCUCAUUCAAUAACUUAUUGUCGAAAUCACAAUGAAAUCGGACUUCAAAAAUCAAAGCUAGGUGUACAGAAUCAUGCUGAAACAAAACGUGAUAACUCAUAUUCUGCAUAACUUCAGAUUAUUUAAACGUGACAGUCCAUUUUGACAUAUGUGAGAAAGUUUUCUCUCUGAUUUUUACUUUUAUUCAUGAAAAUGCAAAUUCAGAUAUUCUUAAAACAAAUGUUAUAUUUAUACAACAACUUAUAACUUAUAAAGUUCUUUUAAUUCAUGUUCCUAUUCAUUAAACUCAUUAAAAUAUUCAGGAACUACCUAGAAAAAAUAUUAUGUAAAAUGAUUCAAGGAUAGUAUGCAUAUAUUCAUGGGCUUCUUACCAUAAUAAAUUCCAAAAGAUCUCUGUUGACUUUACAAUGAGUGGACCCUUAGGGAAGACUUGGGAGAAGAAACUCAGUUAUUUCUCAGGGUGGGCAACAGGUGACAUACCUGUAUUCCUUGUUGGGGUCUUCCGGUCUUCCAUUCUCAACAUGUCCAUGCCAUGCCUGUUAAACCCAACAUGGCUGUAAUUCUGAACAAUUUCAUUUUCUUUCAGGAAGACUAUCAAGGCAGGAUGUGGGGAGGAGGGGAUGUUAUUUCCAGAGGAAAUAAAUUUUUGACAACAUAAUUUUGAAGAACCUCUUCAAAAUGCCCUGACAAAACUUUACAAGUUCAUCAUAGAGAAACAUCUCCAGGCUGGGCACAGUGGCUCACGCCUGUAACCCCAGCACUUUGGGCAGCUGAGAUUAGAGGAUCUUUUGAAGCCAGGAGUUCGAGAAAUAUCUCCCAAUGGCAUCAUUCCAUUCCUAAAAUUUUUAAAUGCUUCUAAGUUUAACCACAAAAACCUCCUUUCUUGUAUUAUGUAUUUAGACUGUACUGGAGUGCCAACAAUUUUAUAUCAUUGAAACCGAGAUACCAUAGACUGCAGUUAAGUUCUAAGCUGUAGAAUGUGGAUCUGAAGAAGGCACAGCCCUAGGAAAGUAUUAUUCUUCUGUAGAGACAGAACUCUGAGAGCAUAUGAACAAUUCGUGUGUUAAUUCAAAAUAUAUGUGCUCAGUGUUCGCAGUCCGGAAGCUCCUUUCCCUUGGAGGAAGUACUAACAGCUUGCAAAUAAAUGUUGUCAGUUUAAAAUGGCAUAAUCGCGUGGGCCUAUCAGAUAAAUCUGCAUCAGUGAUUAUUCACUUACAAGUUUGGUCAAAAGAAGACUACAGCUUCAUUUGACAUAAUUAUCCAGUCUUUUAAAAUAUUCCUCGAGUGUGUUCUCUCUGAAGACCCACUGCUAUGCUUAUAAAUUUGACAUUUAAUAAAUGAGCUAGUUCUAGGCACAUUGAUUUUUAAAGGCAUUUCUGAAUAAACAAAUACUUAAAAUUGUCCAAGGCCACAUCUGUAUAGCAUUACUUUUUUAAUACUUAAUAUAUAUACUUGACUAAAAGUGAAAACUGUUCCCUGAAUUGGAUAUUCAGACUAUUUUAAGGGCAAGUUGCCUCACAUUUCAGCAAAGAAGUUGUUUCCCAUUGUCCUUCCGCUCAGCUAAAAUUUCAUAGUUGACUUUGAUUCUAAAAGUAUUUUGAAUAAUGUAAUAUAAGCAAAUAAUUUAAGACUUAUAUUGAUUCUAUUUAUACUUCUUAAUAGAUAGGAUUGAUUAUGAACAACUCAAGAUUUCUCCUUUUUCUCACUUAAAAAAAUCUUAUGUUUCUACUAGACUUCCAGAUCUGUGUGGAAAUCAUCACACUAGGGCCAAUGAACGGGUCAGUGCAGAGGGACUGAGAAAAGUCACGGUGGACCCUACGUAUAUUGCAUGUGCAUUUAUCUAUUUCUCUGUUUAGCGCCACUUAAUUUUGUAAUAAAUGAGAGAUGAAACAAUAUGUAUUAACGGAAAAUCUUUCUUGGUUCAGAUUUCUCUACUUUAUUUUGAGGGAGAAAAAAGUUUGUGUUUCUCACUAACCGAUACAGAAAAAGGCUAUGUGCUUAUGACGGUCACAUUGAUAUCGGGUGUUGGAUCCUGUUUAAUCCUAGUGGUAUAACAGAGAAUCAGUACCUUAAGCAUAAAUGUGUUCUUAAAUAUUUGGCCUUUUUAUCUGUUUCUCAUUCAAAUGUAUUAGUAAUUCUCAGAUUUUACAAACUAAUCCUAUUGUGUGUAUUAUAAAAUAGGAUAUAUACCUAAUCUCUUUGCCUUUUGCCAUAAAAUAUGUCUCUCUACAGUAUGAGGCUUCCCAUCGAGAUGGGAGAGGAAACUCUGGCCAGGUGCAGUAUGUAGGUCUAGCUCCAUAUGUAAGGAACUCACAAGUCCAAGGAUUAAACAUACUGUGUCUUUCUCACGUAAGCAAGUCGCAGUUUCAUUCUAAAUUUAGUUGAAACUCCAAGUAUGAGAGAAAAGUAGAACUUUCCAUUGGGAUUUUUACAAUCCGAUAAUGUUUUAGCUACUUGAAAUCAGCACUGACUCGGUUGUGUUACCCAUCAAGGAACCAACAAUCUUUCAUUUUUCUGCAGUAAAGCAAAUGAAUUAGCCUUUAUUUUCCAAAUGUAUAAAGCACAAAUGUGAUAUAGUUAUUUAAAAUACAAAAUGCUAUAAAAUGAAUGUAAAGAAUGGGAAAAUAUAUUUUUUGCAUGAAAACAGACUACUUACAAACUUGUUUAAUAUCUCAGGAAAAAAAGAAUGAAUAAUCAUAUAUAAAAUUGGUAAACUAUAAGUUGGCUGUAUUUUCUUGCUGGUUUUAAUUUUAAGGAAGUAUCUACAGGAAAAGAAAAAAGGAUCCUAGUAGACUGAAUUGUCUCUCAAGUAUGCUCCAUAGUCCUUUCUGUGACUCUAUAAUUAACUGCAUUAAGAAUUAGAUUAGCAUUCAAGUGAGGACAAAACUCCAAAUGAGAAAUUCUUCAGUUAGAACGCACUAAUGGUUGUAACAUAGAGGAGAUAGAUAAAUACUUAGAAUACAAGCAUAUGUGAACUUGGUCCCAAACAGAAAGGAUUUCAUGAGGUGACAGUGGCUUUUAAAUGUUCAUUUGACUGAUUAUUUUAAUUUUUCUUGUUAAGUCAUUGCAACGAUUGCAUGGGGGGGGAAAUGGAUAUUUUUUGAAGAAUUGCUUAUUCUACUUUCAAUUUUUAAAAAUUGGGGGGAUUAAAAUAUUACUUUUUAAAUAUGAAUAAAAGUAGCCAUAAUUAUAUUUUCAGUUGCUUUGUUAUAGUAGCAUGCAUAUCAAAUAUAAAAUGCAUUUAUGAAAAUUUUUGUAAAAAAUAAACAUUUUUCAUUUCUCAAA
Molecule: messenger RNA, 5805 nt
Organism: Microcebus murinus (gray mouse lemur)
Lineage: Eukaryota; Metazoa; Chordata; Mammalia; Primates; Cheirogaleidae
Source: RefSeq, a predicted model, not a curated record